AACCACUGCCAAAAUAUCAAAUCUCGGAGAAAAAUCGCGGAACGAGGUGAAUCCGCAGAGAGAAAAGAAACGCACUCAGCAACGAAUAAAAAUCACCACUAUCACCAUGACUGAUUUUGCAAGCAUGCGAGUCUGGAGCAACGAGGAGGCAACUAGAGAUAAUCCAAUCUGUUUGGAUGACAUUCUUGCAGACGAUGUGCAUGAAACCCCAAAAAAGAAAAAGGGCAGAAAGAAAAAAAAUCGUCGCCGCAAAAAAUAUACCGACGAAGAAUCCACCGUGGCCGAUUCUGUCCUCAGCUCUAUUCUCACCGACGACGAAGAGUUUGAUAACAACACUACUGACCAAGUGUUCGGGAAGAAAAAUUUGAUGACAUUGGACGAAGAUAAACCUUCUCCGCAAGUCAACCACUAUGAAAAUACAGCAUCAAUGACUACAAAUAUAAUUGACGCGGAAAAGCACGACCGCAAAGCACGCCUAGAACAAAUCAAGGCGCGCAGAAACCAAAGAAAACUUCAGAGAGAAAAGAUGUAUCCAUCUUCUGAUGAUGAAGACGCAAAUAACGGUGAUGAUCUCAGCAAGAAUCCAUUUUGUGACUUUCAUCAAAUGGCUCAUGUUGUCAAAAACGACGACGAUGAUCUCAGCAAGAAUCCAUUCAGCGACAACAAAGAAAGCAAUGAUAACGAUGAUGGUCUCGGUAAGAAUCCGUUCAGCGACAACAAAGAAAGCGAUGACAUCGAUGAUGAUCUCAGUAAGAAUCCAUUCAGUGAUAAAAAAGAAAGCUACGUGGUCGAAAAUGAUGACGAUCAUAGCAAAAAUCCUUUCAGUGAUAAGAAGGUUGCCACGGGCAAGCCCACUGCAGAUGACGACUUAAGUCAGAAUCCUUUCAGCGAUGACCAUGCUGGAAGUGACAGCGAUGAGUCUUCUACUAUCCGUCCCCCUCCCGAAUCGACCUACCUUGAGGAAGCGAAAGUCGAUAGCCAACAGAAGAGCGACACAAACCCUUUCGAUGACGAAGCCAAUGAGGAUGACUAUGAUCAAGAAACAUUUCAGUCAGCCGUGUCGGAAGAGAUCGAUAGUGACGAAGAAGACAUUAUCGAAUCUUCUCGACGCCUUCUCCGAUGCGUCGACCAGCGCAUCCAGUAUCAGCAACAAAAUGAUGAGGCUGCGUCCCUGAAGGAGCAGAUCCACCAAAUGAAGAUCCAAGCAGAGGCUAUGGCCGAGCAACUCCGCCGAGCUGUGGAAACCAAGUGCGAUCUCGUAUUAGCACAGAAUGAGAUGGAACGACGCCACGAGCAGGAUCUAAUUGCAAAAGAUGGCGAACUUCGGGACCUCCGCAUGUACAUUCAGGAUAUUUUGGAGCAGCAGGCCCAAUCAGAACUGAAUUUUAUGAACGAGAUCUCUUCGUUAGCCCGUACUGUCGAGGCCGACAAGGCAAAGCACAAAGAGCAGCUUGACAAAAAGGACCACCGAAUCUCCAUGCUCGAAACCCGGAUUGAGACAAUGCGAGUUUCCUCCGUCCGCGGAUCAUCGAAGAAUGCUUACCGUAGUCGCUAUAGCAACGCUGCUACGAAAGAGCUGAUGCCUUCCUAUGAGUAAGGACAAACUAUAUACCUGUAUGGUUGCGAUUCUAUUUGUGUACGUUAUGCUACAAGAAGAAACCAUUCACGCGCUUGGUUAGUGGCAUCCCGCCAUUGGAAAAGAUAAUAUGUAUUGCACGAAAUGUAAUUAAUGUUGUUGAAAGCC
Pseudo-nitzschia multistriata is the source of this 1744-nucleotide messenger RNA. Lineage: Eukaryota; Bacillariophyta; Bacillariophyceae; Bacillariales; Bacillariaceae. The record is from the annotation of a GenBank genome assembly.